Messenger RNA from Scophthalmus maximus (turbot), 1502 nucleotides. Its product is annotated as gap junction Cx32.7 protein. The record is from RefSeq and is a predicted model, not a curated record. Gene Ontology annotation, biological process: cell communication. The transcript has 4 exons. Gene Ontology annotation, cellular component: connexin complex. NCBI's taxonomy places the organism in Eukaryota, Metazoa, Chordata, Actinopteri, Pleuronectiformes, Scophthalmidae. The coding region runs from base 141 to 1058 and encodes 305 amino acids.
GGAACAAUGAAAGGAAGACUGCUCCAUCUUCUUCUCCUUCAUUUUCCCUUCCCGUCGUCCUCUCGAGGCAUCGCUCGCGCCGUCCACCUUUUUUUCUCAGUAGGAUUGUUCCACCGAUAGCAGGACAACUGGCGACUGAAAUGGGCGAAUGGGAUCUGCUGGGCCGCCUGCUGGACAAAGUGCAGACCCACUCCACGGUGAUCGGCAAGGUCUGGCUCACCGUGCUGUUCGUCUUCCGCAUCCUGGUCCUGCGCGCCGGCGCUGAGAAGGUGUGGGGCGAUGAGCAGUCUGACUUUGUCUGCAACACUCAGCAGCCCGGCUGCGAGAACGUCUGCUAUGACCUCGCCUUCCCCAUCUCCCACGUCCGCUUUUGGGUCCUUCAGAUCAUCGCCAUUGCGACUCCGAAGCUGCUCUAUCUCGGUCACGUGCUUCACGUGAUCCACAUUGAGAAGAAGGUGAAGGAGAGGUUGAAGAAACAGGCAGAGUUGGAUGACCGAGGCACUCUGUUCCUCAGUAAGGCCUACAAAGUGCCCAAGUACACUAAGAGCACUGGCAAGAUCAGCAUCCGAGGUCACCUCCUCCGCAGUUACGUCCUCCACCUUGUGGCCAAGAUAGUUCUGGAGGUUGUGUUCAUUGCGGGCCAGUACUUUCUCUACGGUUUCACCCUCCAGACUCGCUACGUCUGCACCCGCUUCCCCUGCCCGCACAAGGUGGACUGCUUCCUGUCCAGGCCCACGGAGAAGUCGGUCAUCAUCUGGUUCAUGCUGGUGGCGACGUUUGUGUCCCUCUUCCUCAGCGUGGUCGAGCUGCUCUAUCUGUGCGUGAAGGCCGUGAAGGAGUGCAUGGCGCGGAGGCAGGACUACACCGUGACCCCGGUGACGCCCCCGUUUUCGGGAAGGAAAGCCUUCAAGGGCGGGGACGAGACGAUCCAGAACUGUGUCAACCUGGAGCUGGAGCUGCAGGGACAAAUUGCGGGGGGGAACGGGGUCAAAGGUGGCUUGGGCAAGGUUGUUAAGACUGUACCAUCUGAGGACGACAUGGGGGAGGUCCACAUCUGAGAGCGAGGAGUGAUAAGCGAUACGUUGUAGGUCGUUCCAGUAUUUGUGUGCUUGGCUUCGGAGAGUACAGGGGGUGUGUGUGUGCGAAGUAAAUAAAAUUGGUGGGGGUUUGUGUGUGCCAGCUUCAGUACACAGGCCUCUGUCACACGCACAAUGUGGUUUUUAAAUGGCUUCAAGUAACCCAUGUGACAUAAUAACAAAAACAAAAACAAAAAAAAUCAUUUUAAAAUACUGUUCCGACUUAUAUUUUCGAGUGACUUGAUUAUUUUGGAUAGAUUUGGUUUUGGGUUCUAUUUUUGGAAUGAUUUAAGACAAUGUAGUUUUGAUUCAGUAAACUUCUCCUUUUCAGAAUCUGAUUGUAAUGAAAUUGUCCUGUUCUUAUUGUUUUGUCUUGUUUGCCCUGAACAUUGUUGGGGGAUGUUGCCCUGCAGUAAUAAACAAGGU